AUGAACGGCACUCCCCGCCUUCCGUCUGCUUUCCCCCAGACGCCCACGACGAUUCCGAGGAGGAGAUUGUUUCAGACUCCCUCACGCUCGCAGCCUCGUGAGCUGCCCGAACCCAGACCAACUCCCAGAUCCCCGGCCAAGGUAGCGCAGCCACCGACCAACCCCAACGCAAACGCGCCGCUCGUCCCUGCCGACGUAAUCGAUGCGCCCACACAACGUCUCUACGUGGUAGCCUUCUACCUGGCCCUCAACGCGUAUCGGAUCUACGAAUCAUGGAAUGCCUCUGAUGAGCUGGACUCGACAUGGCUGUUCCUGAAAUGGGUGACGUUGGAUGGGGUCUUUUUGUUUGGAUUGCAAGCUCUGCGCAUCCCAUGGCUGGAAUGGGCUUUUCCGACGACCCUUGCGCUCUUUUUGCUGCAUGUCGUCGGGAAUAUUUUUCUUAUGUUUCGAAUUCCCAUCCCCUUGGGCGCGUGGCUCGGUGGAAUGGUCAAGGUGGCAUACGAUCGCGAGCUGUCUAUCUCUGAGCGCAAGGUCAAGCCUGGAGACAUUAUUCACAAUGCAUCAUUGAUUCUGGGAAAACAAAUUGUUCACAUUUUACCUGAAGGGUCUGCCGUGCUCAAUCCCGAACGAGAGCCCCUGUGCUUGGACUCGCAGAAGACAAGCGUCUACCUUCCCAUUCGAGUGAAUCAGACCGACCCCAUCUUGAUCGAAAUUUUGCGCCUCGACCUGCACACGGGUGAAAAUGAAACUUUGACGAUUCCGGCCAAGCAGCUCAAACAACUCAAGCGCCAAGCUGAUAAAAGACAUGCCGCCCUGGAUCCUGUUCCCCACCGCGACCUGCACUUCCCAGUGCGCAAAACAGGUGUCUAUCGCCUACAGCGGGUCGUGGACGAAUCACAGUUGGAUGUUCGCACGCGGACCUCGGAUGCCUUGGUCGUCAGUUGCCCUCACGCGCUGAUUAAGAACUCGUACACGGACAAGUGCCGGGGAGAGCUGUCGAAUAUUCUUCUCGAGGUUGAGGGCACGCCGCCAUUGAAGAUCAAGUACAGCCGAGAGGUGAACUUCCAUGACCGUGGAGUGUCUGUUCAGAACGUGCAGCCUGACAACCUGCGCACUCCAUUGCUGAACCAGAAGCAAACGGGUGCGCUUUUCAGCAUCAAUCAGCCCGAUGUCUCUUGGGCUCAAAGUCAGAAGAUCAGUGUUCCCUUGAACGAAUCUUUGAAUGUCCAUGGGGAUUGGUUCUACGCCAUUGAGGAAGUUCAUGAUGCCCUGGGUAAUAUCGCUAAUUACUCCUCGAUUUUUGAAGAUGGAGAGCGGCCGUCUACCAAGUCAUCUUCCCAGUGGCAUCAGUUGGUCAUCCACGAGCGUCCACUGGUUUCGUUGGUCGGAUGUAACGAGCAGCGUCCUCUCGAGGUCGCCCGUGGGGACAGCGCCAACUUGCCAAUCGGGUUCCAAAAGACUGGCAAACCUUAUGAUCGCGACGGUCCCUUCACUGUGACUUAUUCUUUCAAUCCCAACAGUGCUGAGCAAAAGGGCAACGGUCCUCAGGACUCCACUACUGUGGUUCUGAAGACUCUUGACCAGCAAACUCCCAUCAAGGAACCUGGCUGGUACACACUGACUUCUGUCUCAAGUCAUUACUGCCCAGGAGAAGUCAUGGAGCCUUCCUCGUGCAACCUUCGCAAUCCUCCGGAGCCCGAGCUGUCUAUCAAGACUGAGAAGGUUUUCGAUCGAUGUGCCAAUAACGCAGUGGGCCUUCUCGUCGAUUUGGACUUGACAGGAUCACCGCCUUUCCGGGUCAGAUAUAGCAUCGAGGGUCCGAAGGGAGUGCAGACACAGACGAAGACCGUCGAUGGCCUUCGAUCCCAGCUUGACUUCACGCCAUCAGAGGCCGGUUUCUACAGAUACCGCUUCCUGGAUGUGGAAGACUCUAUCUACUCUCCUCGUUCCCUCAAGGAUAAGGUGCCGAUUCUCGAGCAGGAUGUCAAACCGCCUGCAUCGGCCCACUUCCUCGGCUCUCGGGAUGUUCGCAAGGCUUGCUUUGGCGAAUCGAUCUCGGUGGAUCUGGCAUUCCUGGGAGAGGCUCCAUGGACCCUUCAAUAUGAGCUUGUCCACAAUGGGAAGCGAACCAGGUACACGUUGGAAUCUGAGACUGAUGUUGCCACGAUCACCACUGACAAGCUGGUGAGCGGCGGUGAGUAUCGCCUUGCGCUUACCAGCGUCAAGGACAAAUCCAACUGCAAACGCAAUCUCAAGGACAGCAUUAAGAUCAAUGCUCGUUCCAAGCCUCCCCAUGUUGCAUUUGGCCAGAUCGACAAGAAGCGAACUGUUUCUGCGCUGGCAGGAUCCCGAAUUGAGAUUCCUCUGCGUUUCAGUGGCGAAAAGCCUUGGACUAUGAAGUACAAGAAUGUGGAUACGAGCACGUCGCCUUUGACCAAAACCUUUUGGAACGAGAACAGCAAUCUCGUGGUCGACCGCGAAGGUCUCUACGAGCUCCUUGAAAUUUACGAUAAUUCCUGCUCCGGAUUCGUGGACCAAUCUGCCAAGGAGUUCGAAGUUUCCUGGAUUCCUCGUCCCAAAAUCAUCAGCGUGGAUGGUUCACCCGUGGUAAAGGGUGAGUAUACCAAGCCUGAGGUUUGUCAAGGUGACGACGACAGUUUGGAGCUUCGCUUGUCGGGCAGCCCUCCCUUCAGUCUUCAAUAUGAGCAACGACGCAAGUCCGAGCGUGGACAGGCGUCUACGCGCGCCAAGACGAUCAAAACUGCCCUCAACUCCGCUUCCAUGGAAAUGGACACUUCCGAGCCGGGUCAAUACACCUACAAGUUCUCUGAAGUGGGCGAUAAUCUCUAUGACUAUGAUCCUAGAAGCAGCGGUCUGGUGGUGACUCAGAAGGUCAACUCGCUGCCAUCUGCCAAAUUUGAUUCUCCUGGCCACAUCUAUGGCUUCUGCAAGGAAGACGCGACCGGCGAGGAGACGGUACCCAUCACACUGGAGGGCGUUCCCCCAUUCUCGCUAGAGAUCGUCAUCAAACAUCACUCCAACGCCAAACCAGAGAUCGUCACCAUUCCCAACAUCAACUCCAAUCACCACAAACUGGCCCUCCCCCGCCGACACCUUGAUUUGGGCCAGCAUGUCGUCAGCAUUCACAAGGUUCGCGACUCCCGAGGAUGUCAAAGGACUACCGAGUUUGAUGCCUCAUCUGUUCGUGUCGCUGUUUCGGACGUCCCGACGAUCAUUCCCCUCGAGUCCAAGGUCGACUACUGUGUCGGCGAGCGCUUGUCAUUUUCUCUCUCAGGCCAUGCACCUUUCGAGGUCUUCUAUACCUUCAAUGGAGUGCAACGAAAGGCUUCGUCUCCAAACACCAACUUCCGUCGAAUUGCCGAACGCCCCGGCCAGUUUACUAUUACUGCUGUUGGGGACUCCGCUAGCGGUAAAUGCAAGGCGCACAAGGAUAUCACCAAGGUCAUUCACGAGAUGCCUAGUGUGCGCAUCAGCCAGGGACAAGUGUCUGUGGUCGACAUCCAUGAGGGUGGAGAGGCCGAACUCAACUUUGAGUUCUGGGGCACACCACCGUUUGAAUUCACCUACAUUCGCAGCACCAAUGCCCGCAGGGGCAAAAAGCCAGAGGUUCUUGAUAUCAAGCAUGACAUCUCAUAUGAGCACAAAAAAGCAAUCAAGACCUCCGACGAAGGCACUUAUGAGGUCGUUGCUAUCAAGGACAAGUACUGUUCGUUCUCGUCCCAGAUGCCAACGGGCAAGUCAGAUCGGAGCAGUUCAUAA
Penicillium oxalicum is the source of this 3780-nucleotide messenger RNA. RefSeq lists its product as uncharacterized. The transcript is spliced from 4 exons. Bases 1 to 3780 code for a protein of 1259 amino acids. Lineage: Eukaryota; Fungi; Ascomycota; Eurotiomycetes; Eurotiales; Aspergillaceae. Gene Ontology annotation, biological process: protein import into nucleus; nuclear pore organization. The record is from RefSeq and is a predicted model, not a curated record. Gene Ontology annotation, cellular component: nuclear pore transmembrane ring. Gene Ontology annotation, molecular function: structural constituent of nuclear pore.